Penicillium odoratum is the source of this 1044-nucleotide messenger RNA. RefSeq lists its product as uncharacterized. NCBI's taxonomy places the organism in Eukaryota, Fungi, Ascomycota, Eurotiomycetes, Eurotiales, Aspergillaceae. Bases 1 to 1044 code for a protein of 347 amino acids. The record is from RefSeq and is a predicted model, not a curated record. The transcript has 4 exons.
AUGGGCCUCGUCGGCGUCUUCUCAACCCAAGUACCAUCAGCCUCACUAAUGGAGGAGACAUAUUCAACAAGUGGACCAUACGGACCAGAUGUCCUUCAUGAGCCAGAAUAUGCCAACGUGGAAUCGAUCAUGGUCGAUCGAGAAACGACGCCCCGCAACGGCCCAAGCCACAAGCUAAUUGACUUCACCGACUUUAGCAUCGUCUUCGUCCACGGACUGACAAGGAAUAGGGAAUCAAACUGGACCAAUAAACAGUCGAAAGCCUUCUGGCCCAAACAGCUUCUUCCUUGUGAUCUUCCAACUGCACGAAUAUGGACCUUCGGCUAUGAUGCGGAUAUCAUCGGUGCGCUGCGUACGGCUAGUCUGAAUACCUUGCGCGACCAUGGGAAAUCACUUAUGCAUGACCUGUCGCUGGCACCGCUGAGACUGGGAUCUACACUUCUUUGCGCUCGCGAGUCACCACAACAACACCAUAAGGACCUUUUUAAAUUGACGUUCGCGAUUGCCUUUAUGGGGACUCCGCAUGUUGGCUCCGCGCAGGCGAACUGGGCUACGCCUCUGACGCGGUUGGCGCGUGUUCUGCGUAGGACGAACACGGAGAUUGUGCAGGUGCUCGAGCCGGGUUCUGAGAUGCUUGCCAAUCUUCAGCAGGGGUUUCACACGAUGUUGGAGGAUUGUCGAAGGAAUCAAGGUAAAACGAUCGAGAUGUUUUGUUUCUAUGAAGAGUUGGCGGUCCCAACGAUUGGCAAGAUUUUCGAGGACCAUUCCGCUAUUCUGAGCGGCUGUUCGAAUCGCAGUAUUCAUGCUGAUCAUAUGGGGAUGACCAAGUUUAGUGGAAAUCGUGAUCCUGGGUAUGUUGCUGUGAGUGGGCAGUUAUGGCUCUGGGUCAAGCUUUUGGAGGAUAUGGAUUCUCAGGCACAGACGCAGACGCAGCAGGCAGCAUCCACCAGGACAGCGCAACAGCAACGUGCUAUAAACUCUGGUGGUGGCCCUAUAAUCUUCGGAAGUGUGACUGCAGGGCGAGAUAUUGUAAAUUCGAACUAG